UCGAGCCGUUCGUGCUGCGCUGGGGUGCAUUCGAUGUUCAGUUGUUGUGAUCACCAGGUGAACGAAGGUUGUGCCGCGGACAAAACCAACUGGAUACAGGAUACACCCAAAGCUGAAGAAGAUUCUCCUAUGUCCGGGAAACUGAUUAUGAAACGCAAACGUGCGGAUCAGCUAAGAACCCAGCAGGCUGAGGAGCAGCAGGACAAGGAGCUGGACCAGGAGGCAACUGGCGAGAAGCGCCAUCGCUUGGAAUUGGAGCCCAGAUCGGAUACACCACCAGCGCAGCCGUCUGAUAGCCCGCCAAAUGAUAUUGGAGAUGCGCCCAACAGCAUUUUGCUCGAGGCACUGCAAAAGAUCAUGGAGCUGCAGUCAGAGCUGGACUCGUUUGAGCAGGAUUUGGACGAACGCGAGGCCAGCGCGUUCGACAGCGACGAAGAAGUCCUCGAGGGUGCCGAGCUGGCAGCCAACUUUCCAGCGCCAACCCGACGCAGCGAAGCAGAGGCCCUGGGCUUUGCCAUGUGUGCACGCGAAACGCUGCUCUUCCUGCAGAGCGAGGGUGUCUCCACGGAGUCCGUGCUGUACAAGGCGCUGCUCGGCAAGCUGGUAGGUCAAAGCGACGGACUAUUACAUGCCUAAAAGAAGGCACCAACGAUCCCUAUUCGGGACAUUCUAGUCAGUUUAAUGUACAAUUUUAUUGUACCUAAAACGAACAUUGUGGAUGCCUGAGGACAUUGGAUAAGGGCUCCGCAACGCAAUCCUAAAGACGAGGGAGAGUUUCAACUUUUACUACAAAUUUUAGUUUUUAGGGUAUUUACUCUAGUCAGUUAUUGUGAAGCAAUAUAAAAACUAAACUAUAUU
This is a messenger RNA of Drosophila virilis, 858 nucleotides long. It is a transcript of the gene insb, whose product is annotated as insensible. The record is from RefSeq and is a predicted model, not a curated record. NCBI's taxonomy places the organism in Eukaryota, Metazoa, Arthropoda, Insecta, Diptera, Drosophilidae.